Leptonychotes weddellii (Weddell seal) is the source of this 1349-nucleotide messenger RNA. The record is from RefSeq and is a predicted model, not a curated record. NCBI's taxonomy places the organism in Eukaryota, Metazoa, Chordata, Mammalia, Carnivora, Phocidae.
AGGCGGGAGCGGAACCGACCCCUCGCCGCGGCUCAGACCUCGCCGGCGCGCGGUUGGUAGGAGGAAAGCACUGAAGCUGUUUUCUCCUUGAUGCCAAGAUACGUCAAGCUAGGAGCACUCUCUUUUCACGCUCCUCCGUCAAGAACAGGCCUGCAGGACGUGGGGACCGAGACUAGCACUUUGCUUCUCCCUGGCCGCUCCCGGCUGCCUGGGAGCAUGGCCCGUGUCGGCAACUGAGCACUGCCCGAGUGGCGGGGAGCACCAGCGUGGGUUACCCCGUUGGCCGCCCUCAGCCACCCUGCUGCUGAAGCUGCCCUGGAGAGACUUGUGGGAGCUGACCCACCCAUGCUCACCCAGGCUGUGGGGCCAGGGGCCUGCCAAGGCUAGGAGUGGGGCCUGCCAUUCAUGGGUCUCUAGGGAUUUCCGAGAUGCCUGGGAAGACAGGCUGGGGCUGGUGGUGGGCCCAGCUGCCUCUUUGCCUGCUCCUUAGCCUUUAUGGCCCCUGGGUGCCUUUCUCCCUGGGGAAGCCCAAGGGCCACCCCCACAUGAAUUCCAUCCGCAUAGAUGGGGACAUCACACUGGGGGGCCUGUUCCCAGUGCACGGCCGGGGCUCAGAGGGCAAGGCCUGCGGAGAACUUAAGAAGGAGAAAGGCAUCCACCGGCUGGAGGCCAUGCUCUUUGCCCUGGAUCGCAUCAACAAUGACCCGGACCUGCUGCCCAACAUCACGCUGGGCGCCCGCAUUCUGGACACCUGCUCGAGGGACACCCAUGCCCUCGAGCAGUCACUGACCUUUGUGCAGGCGCUCAUCGAGAAGGAUGGCACGGAGGUCCGCUGUGGCAGUGGCGGCCCACCCAUCAUCACCAAACCUGAACGUGUGGUGGGUGUCAUCGGUGCCUCGGGGAGCUCAGUCUCCAUCAUGGUGGCCAACAUCCUUCGCCUCUUCAAGAUCCCCCAGAUCAGCUACGCCUCAACAGCCCCUGACCUGAGUGACAACAGCCGCUACGACUUCUUCUCCCGCGUGGUGCCCUCAGACACGUACCAGGCCCAGGCCAUGGUAGACAUCGUCCGCGCCCUCAAGUGGAACUACGUGUCCACACUGGCCUCGGAGGGCAGCUACGGCGAGAGCGGCGUGGAGGCCUUCAUCCAGAAGUCCCGGGAGGAUGAGAUGCUCACCUGGAGGGAGGAUGAUGGUCCCCAGGGCUCACCACCUGGGAAGCCUCAAUUCGUCUUUGAUGUGUUCACCCUGGCCUAUCACAGCGGGGCCGUGAUCCGUUCUGCGUUUGCCUCCAAGCUUGACGGGAGUGACAGGAGGAGGAAGAUGUUAGCCGCCAAGGCCUUGUUGCUCUGA